CCGAGGACGGCCGAACACUCGGGCAGGGGCGGGGCUUCGUAUUUGGAGAGCGCGACUCAGCGGGAAGGACCCGAGGCCGAACCUCGGGAGUUGGCUCGGAAAGAGGAGGGGCCAGGUCCCGAGCCACCGGAGGAGGGCGGGGCUUUGGCCUCCGAGGUCCCGGCACCUGACGGGAACACCCGAAGGGCGGUGCCGAUAUGAACCUUUCGAAGAGGGCGUGGUCUGCGCUAGGGCAGGUUUUCCGUCGAGGCGCGGAGGCCGGGACGGCAGUACUAGCCCAGACCCGAAGGCUGGCCGCGGGGUCCGAGGGACCCAGCGGACCCGGCGGCGCCGUCAGGCCCGGGGCCUGGCGGGCUCGCCAGGGGUGGAGCCUGGUGCCCAGGGGGCGGGGUCCGCUCCGCAGGUGGCGAACGCGGCCCGAGCGAGGCUCCACCCCCUGAAACUCGAGGGAGGGGCUUUGUCCAGACCCACCGCCCCCUCCCCGGGAGGUGGGAACGCUGGGUGUCGAGAGCUUGCAGCUCUUGGCGUGACUACUGUGCCCCUGGCCUCCCGCAGGAGGAUGCUGGUGGUGGAGGUGGCGAAUGGCCGCUCCCUGGUGUGGGGGGCCGAGGCCGUGCAGGCGCUACGCGAACGCCUAGGAGUAGGGGGCCGCACGGUGGGCGCCCUGCCCCGCGGGCCCCGCCAAAACUCGCGCCUGGGCCUCCCGCUGCUGCUGAUGCCUGAAGAGGCGCGUCUCCUGGCUGAGAUCGGCGCAGUGACCCUGGUCAGCGCCCCGCGCCCGGAUCCCCGCCAACACAGCCUGGCUUUGGCAUCCUUCAAGCGCCAGCAAGAGCAGGGCUUCCAGGAGCAAAGUGCUCUGGCAGCUGAGGCCCGUGAGACUCGUCGUCAGGAGCUCCUAGAGAAGAUUGCAGAGGGCCAGGCUGCGAAGAAGCAGAAGCUGGAACAGGAAUCAGGGACCAGUGGAGGCCAGGAUGCCCCUGGGCACCCAGCUGCUGAAGAGAAUGAGGCCAGUGCUAGCCAGACUGCUGGAGAACAGGAGGAAGCAGGUGAAGGCUCUUCCUCUCCCCAGCCGGGGCCUUCAAAUGAGGUCACCCCUUUGCCCAGGUCUGCCCUGCUCGUCCAGCUGGCCACUGCUAGACCUCGGCCCAUCAAGGCUAGGCCCCUGGACUGGCGUGUCCAGUCCAAAGACUGGCCCCAUGCUGGCCGUCCUGCCCACGAGCUUCGCUACAGCAUCUACAGAGACCUGUGGGAGCGGGGCUUCUUCCUCAGUGCUGCUGGCAAGUUUGGGGGAGACUUCCUGGUGUAUCCUGGUGACCCGCUCCGUUUCCACGCCCACUACAUCGCUCAGUGCUGGGCUCCCGGGGACCCCAUCCCCCUCCAGGACCUCGUUUCUGCCGGCCGCCUCGGCACCAGCGUCAGAAAGACGCUGCUCCUUUGCUCUCCGCAGCCCGAUGGUAAGGUAGUCUACACAUCCCUGCAGUGGGCCAGCCUGCAGUGAACUCCAGAGACCUAUGGGCAUGGGGCCGUGUCCCUGGCAAGAGCCUUUCCAGAUGGUGCCCGGCUCAUCUCCACGUGGGAGGCUAGACCACCCUCCUGCCUCUCUUGGUGGUUAGCGUUUGAGUCCAGAUGUAUCAACACUAUAGCCUUCGGAUGUCCCUCCCUGUUUCAAAGCACUUAGCGGCUGUGUUGUUUUUAUAGUUAGCGAUUUCCAAAUGUGACCUUCUUGAGUCAUCUCUGUUUUCUACGGAGCUUAGGUCCCAAGAGGUCUCAAUAAACUUGUUGGAUAAAAAUG
Messenger RNA from Phacochoerus africanus (Common warthog), 1792 nucleotides. It is a transcript of the gene TSEN34, whose product is annotated as tRNA splicing endonuclease subunit 34. Gene Ontology annotation, molecular function: tRNA-intron lyase activity; nucleic acid binding. The record is from RefSeq and is a predicted model, not a curated record. Bases 560 to 1498 code for a protein of 312 amino acids. Gene Ontology annotation, biological process: tRNA splicing, via endonucleolytic cleavage and ligation; tRNA-type intron splice site recognition and cleavage. NCBI's taxonomy places the organism in Eukaryota, Metazoa, Chordata, Mammalia, Artiodactyla, Suidae. Gene Ontology annotation, cellular component: tRNA-intron endonuclease complex. The transcript is spliced from 4 exons.